Molecule: messenger RNA, 555 nt
Organism: Heterobasidion irregulare TC 32-1
Lineage: Eukaryota; Fungi; Basidiomycota; Agaricomycetes; Russulales; Bondarzewiaceae
Exons: 3
Coding region: 1-555 (184 amino acids)
Source: RefSeq, a predicted model, not a curated record
AUGCCUCCAUCGCCAUCAUCACGAACAAUCCACAAGACUAUGAAUCACACUGGGCUUCAAGGAUGGGGGGAUGGUACAGAUCCAUGCCCCAGAGUUUGCUCCUCCCUUCAACAUAUGGUUCUAUAUUUUUCAACAGUAUGUCGAUUGCCCGGUGUCGUUCUGGAUCGACAAGGCCAAGCACCCAAUGUACCGGAGUCCCUCCGCACAAUGGUACAGCCCAAUACGGCCGCCUUCGCAGAGCGGAAACGUCUUUGUCGGGGCACUAAAUCUGCCGACAUACCGGGGAUCCGCAAGCUGUCAAACAAGAGGACCAAGCCACGAAGAGAGCAUCAAGAAGUCAGCAUUGGGCUCGUACUGCUCUUGAAGAUGUGCGCUGAAGGCAUCGAGAGGCGUGCUCCUCAGGUGAGUUCGGUUUUCGACAUGGUGUAUAAGGGGCACAAGAUCUUGGGCAAUGAUUGUUAUGUUUCGAAUCUUUCGCACAUGCUGAUCUGGUGUCAGCGAGGAGAAGUCGGGAAGCUUCAUUAUGUAGACUUGUCAAGAAGCAGAGAAGCGUAG